AUGCUGGUCCAGCCGUCCUUGUCUGAUCAAAUGAACCUCAACGGCAAUCUGCACCAACGACGGACGAGUGUAUCAACAGAUGGGUACAGCGAUCAUGAAGAUCAAAAUCCAGAAUCAGUAUUGAAGACAUCGUCCAUUCCUCCGUUGGGUCCGUUGGUACCCAAAGAGAAGAAACGCAAAACUGGAUUAUCUGCCAAACCCGUUGGAAACGGUGAAUUUGAACCAGAACGACACUUCUACCCCCGUGUCCUCAACGCAAAUAUUCAUCCACUCGUAUCAAGCUUCUUUGCUCUCGGAAAUGAACGUAUCCUCGCUAGAUAUACGCACCUCAAUCCACAGGUGGACUUGGAUGCUUUACGUACCCUGCUAGAUUAUCAACCCAAAUACUUUAACUGGGCUGGCUCGGACUUGUUUAAUGUCACUACUUCGGCUGGAGCUCGCCAAAUGAUUAUAAUAGAAACAAACUCAUGUCCAUCUGGCCAAAAAUCUAUGCCUCUAUUGACUGAAAUGGGUGAAGAACAUGGAGGUUAUGGAGUAGUCAUUGAUAGCACAUUCUUGGAAUUGAUUCAAGACUUGGAUCCCACUUUGGGUGAUUUAGCUGUCUUGACUGAUAAGAAUAUGAUGGAAGCAUCAGGUUAUGCUGCAGUCAUGGCUGAAUCUUCAAAGGAACGUGUGUGGUUGGUGGAAUAUUUCGAUGAAGAUCCUGAUCCACCUGUCAAGUGGGAAGAUGGUAUCAUGUUUGUACGAGAUGAAGCCAAAGAAUGGCACCCCAUCCGAGCUUGCUUCCGAUAUGUGACUCAGAAACCCUGGAACCGUUUUCCAAUCAACUCAAAGACCUACGUUCUGAAUAAUAUUGUAUCCUGUUUGGCUGGUGGCCGUAAUAAGAUGAUGGCGGCUCGAGCCUACGAGUUCCUGAAUGCUGAACUUCAGGGUACCGGUCUUUCCAUCAAGAUGCCUGAAACCAUCAGGAAUGUCUCAAAGAGUGAAAUUCCACUGUGGAUUGACAGUAUGGGUGGCCACGCUGUACUUAAAGUCCCUUACUCCAACGCCGGUCAAGGUGUAUAUACGAUCACCACACCUGGCGAGCUCCAAAACUUUAUGGCCAUAGAUCAUCACUAUGACAAGUUCAUUGUACAAUCUUUGGUUGGCAACGCUUCAUGGUCUUCCGUCACGAGAACUGGCAAGUUCUACCAUGUCGGCACCAUUCCGAAUAAACGAAACCACAUAUAUGUCUCGGAUUUGCGGAUGAUGGUGACAGCAAAUGCAAAGGGAUUCCGACCCGUAGCUAUUUAUGCCCGUAGAACUCGUAAGCCGUUAUUACGUCGCUUGGAGGAUGAUCCUACAGUGACCUCAUGGGAAAUGUUGGGUACCAAUUUGUCAGUCAAGGUUGACGACGAAUGGACUACUGAAGCGCAAAGACUGGUCCUCAUGGAUCGUAAAGACUUUAACCAGUUGGGUAUUGGUGUUGAUGACCUGAUUGACGCCUAUAUUCAGACUGUCUUGUCUGUAAUUGCAAUCGACAAGAUGGCACAAAGGCUCAUGAAGGAUGCCAAAGAUGGUCCUCGUGAUCCGAGGUUUCCUAAAUACGGACAGAAAGUUUUUGACUUUGAACUUUUUGAAGCCCUCAAUCCGGAUCCAGCUUUGAUGAGUGAGAUCAUCAGGUAA
Synchytrium microbalum is the source of this 1665-nucleotide messenger RNA. RefSeq lists its product as uncharacterized. The record is from RefSeq and is a predicted model, not a curated record. NCBI's taxonomy places the organism in Eukaryota, Fungi, Chytridiomycota, Chytridiomycetes, Synchytriales, Synchytriaceae. The transcript has 6 exons. Bases 1 to 1665 code for a protein of 554 amino acids.